This is a messenger RNA of Girardinichthys multiradiatus, 2669 nucleotides long. It is a transcript of the gene rnf185, whose product is annotated as ring finger protein 185. NCBI's taxonomy places the organism in Eukaryota, Metazoa, Chordata, Actinopteri, Cyprinodontiformes, Goodeidae. Gene Ontology annotation, biological process: ubiquitin-dependent protein catabolic process. Gene Ontology annotation, cellular component: endoplasmic reticulum. Bases 403 to 999 code for a protein of 198 amino acids. The record is from RefSeq and is a predicted model, not a curated record. Gene Ontology annotation, molecular function: ubiquitin-like protein conjugating enzyme binding; metal ion binding; ubiquitin protein ligase activity. The transcript is spliced from 6 exons.
UACGUCACACCAACGGAAACUACCAGAUUAAGUUGCGGAUGUGAUGCAAUCAGCUGUAAGAACAUUUUUUCCUACUUCUUUCAACAAGUUAUGAUUUACAAUUAUUACUUAGUAUUUUAUGAAUACCGCAGCUGAAUGGGUAUUAGCUGGGUUAGUGUUUAUAUCUUUACUUCCGCCCUGUCCUCUGGUCCGUAAAGCUCUCCUCCUCGCUUGGUAACAUUAGCGUAGCUUCCGCUUCCAGAUGGACGCCAGCUGAGCUGAGUUAGCAGUCGGGGUGAAUUUUGGUUCUAUAUCCUUUAUCAUCUUCUCGUUUCUGCUGCUUGUCAGCGACCAGACUAUCAGCCGGACGCCCCAUGUGUCUACUUCGGGGGCUAGCAGAGUGAUUUCAGUCGUAAAAAACAAAUGGCCGCCGCUGCCCCCUCUGCUCCUCCUCCAGCUUCUGGCUCUGCUGCGUCCGCUGCUGAAACCUCCAGUCCCGGAGGAUCCAGCAGCUCGACCGCGGCUGACGGCGGCAACCAGGACAGCACUUUCGAAUGUAACAUUUGUCUGGACACCGCCAAGGAUGCCGUGAUCAGUUUGUGUGGACACCUUUUCUGUUGGCCGUGUUUGCAUCAGUGGUUGGAAACUCGACCCAACAGACAAGUGUGUCCAGUAUGUAAAGCUGGCAUCAGCCGAGACAAAGUGAUCCCCUUAUAUGGAAGGGGAAGCACGGGUCAACAGGAUCCCAGGGAAAGAACACCCCCUCGACCACAGGGACAAAGGCCUGAGCCUGAAAACCGUGGUGGUUUCCAGGGCUUUGGCUUUGGAGAUGGUGGUUUCCAGAUGUCAUUUGGAAUCGGUGCCUUUCCAUUUGGUAUUUUUGCCACAGCUUUUAACAUCAACGAUGGAAGGCCUCCUCCAGCGGCUCCUGGAACACCACAGCACAUGGACGAGCAGUUUCUCUCUCGACUCUUCCUAUUUGUUGCCUUGGUGAUGAUGUUUUGGCUGCUGAUUGCAUAAAAGCAUUGGAAACAGUACAGACUGUUCUUACUUCAAUUUUGACAGAGGUUUGGUUUAAUGUCUUAAGAUGCUCAUUUUAAAUACAGUUAAAACCAGAUGUUUACAUUAUACCGCUGUAUAAACACUCAUUCCUCCUGCGUAACUGAGUCAGGUUUAUGGGCUGCAUCGCUCACUCACCUUUUCAUGUCUGCCCACACAUUUUCUGAUAUUCAGAUGAGGAAGUUGUGGAAGUUUUUCCCGAAACGUCAAAUUUGUUGACCUUAAGCCACUUUGCAAUUAGGUUUUAACUUCCUGACUGAUAUUUUACAUGUCUUUUUCUCAGGAUGCCAUAUGUUCUGUGAAAUGCACGAGUCCCCCCUGUGACAAAACAAUCCUAUGAUGCUGCCACCCUUGUAUUUGAGACUUACAAGCUUCCCUGUUUUCUGUUAUGACCAAAAACCCUAGUGUUCGUUUCAUCAGACCACAGGACUGUCAACUCACGGUUUUUGUACCUUUGUGAAUUUGACACCUGUAAUGUGGCUUCUGAGUAGUCUUUCAGCCCAGGUAAAGGACAUGUUUCACAGCUUACUUCCUGAAACCGUACCUGAUUUCUUUGGAUUUCUCUGAUCUACACAAGGAAGCAUAGUGUUUGUGGCAUAGCCUUAAAAACAAUUCACAGAUAUGCCUCAAUUUAAGCCAAACCUUGUGAAUCAGACAUUUACAAAGACAUGACCUCAUCUUUUGGCGAUACCAAAUUGUUUAAAGGAAUAGUCAUUCUUAAUGUUGUGGUGUAAUUCAAACCUAAAAAAGGAAAAGUUAAGUCUGGUUCAAUGUCAUACUGAAAGGAAAAAAAGUUAUUUUUGUUUAUACAGUAUAAAUAUCUGGUUUUAACUAUAUUGGUUCCAAUUACUUCCUAUGGCAUCCAAACAAAUUGAUCUGAAUUUCUGAGCUAAUCUCUCUUUAAAUGGGGACUGUGUAAAGUUGCAGCUUCAUAUUGCACAUGCAUGUUUAGAUCAGAUUAUUCUGUAAUUCAGACCUGCUAAUGUAACAUGUUACAUGUCACUAAUACAGUAGAACCAACCGGGUUCCAGUCCAGUGUGAAUGUGUGCAAUAACUUUGAUAUUACGGUCAUUCAGAAAUCUGUACAGUGAAACACAAAUGUUGAGUUUUUAAGGUCAUAAUUAGAAGACUGGAAGUCUAAAGCUCUGUAUUGUUCAGCAGGAAGAUUUUGAACAAAUAUAAGAUAUUGAUGAAUAUUUACCUUCUUUUUUCCUUGUUUCUGAAACGAGUAAUUUAGUGACCCAAAUCAGACUUAUUUUGAGCAGUCGUCACAUUUUUAGUUUUAUUCAAGGUUUAAAAAGUGAUUUGAAUGCAUCCCUGUGAUUCAUCGGAAUAACCUAACUACAAAAACUGCUAUCCAGUGGUUGACAUUGGUCACAAAAUGGAUUUAGGUUGAGAUGAAAAGGGAGUUUGUGGGUACAGAAAGGAAGUACGAAUUCACCCUGAGCCUGAAUUUGUUAUUCUUAUAAAGCAGAUAAAAUCCUUCUUUUCAAACAGUGCAUCCUUCUUCUUUCACUGCUGUAAUUACAUGUAAAGUAUUGUGGGUUAGAGAUAAAAUGAAAACUUGUUGAAGAUGGAAUAACUUUUCUAAUUGUGAAUUUCCUCUACUGACAGUAAAGCUUUCUAAAUAA